Molecule: messenger RNA, 1036 nt
Organism: Emiliania huxleyi CCMP1516
Lineage: Eukaryota; Haptophyta; Isochrysidales; Noelaerhabdaceae
Exons: 6
Coding region: 61-753 (230 amino acids)
Molecular function (GO): protein binding
Source: RefSeq, a predicted model, not a curated record
CAAGGCUACAGGUAGUUGCCCAAGCCGCGGACGAGAAAGUCGCCGCGCAGCGCCUCGAGAAUGGCGAUAAUCGAGGAGAUCCCCGCGCCCGCGCCCGCGCUCGCGAGGCCCACACCCGCUGACCAGCGCAGCGGCUUGAGGGGAGUCGGUGUCGCGAUCGCCGAGGCUGCGGCCGGGAUGGGUCCGUCCGAGCCGAGCAGGGUGGCGGCGGCGCGGGCGCUGGCAGAGGCGCUGCUGUCCAAGGAGCAGGGCAACACGGCUUUCGGCGCGGGCGAGUACGUGGAGGCGCUUGAGUACUACUCGGAUGCCAUCGACGCAGUCACUGACGAGUGCGCCGAGCGGGCGGUGUUUUACGGCAACCGCGCCGCCUGCUACGCGAGGCUCGGCGAGCACCAGAACGCGGUGGCGGACUGCUCGGCGGCGCUGGCCCUGCGACCAGGCUACGUCAAGGUGCUGCUGCGCCGCGCAAAGGCGCGCGAGGCGCUGGACGAGCCUUCGGAGGCGGCCGAGGACAUGAGGAGCGUAGCGGAGCAGGCGCCCUCCGGCUCCAAGGAGCGGCGCGAGGCGACGGCGGCGCUGCCUCGGCUGGAGGCUGCGGCGGCGGCAAAGCUGGAGGCGCAGAAGGAGGAGAUGCUCGGGAAGCUGAAGGACUUGGGCAACAACAUCCUCGGCCGGUUCGGCAUGUCGCUCGACAACUUCAAGGCGGAGAAGGACCCGGCCACAGGCUCGUACAACAUCUCCUUCGGAAAGUGAUUGCGGGUCACCGUGCAGCUUCCCCUCCGGCCGGGUCUGUCCGCUGUCGUAGUCACGCGUGAUUCGGCCAGUGGGCAAGCCCACAGGAGCAGCCGGCGCGAGGACUUGCUCGCCGUGCUGGUACGUGUGUGUGAGAUGUGACGGAAGUCUUUCGCUUUCCGGAAUCCGCCUGGCAGGGGCGGCGCUGCCACGAGCCAGCUGCACCGGCCACCGCGCUCUGGCGUCUGGGGGUCGUGUAUCUCCCGUAAUGCGCGUAAACUUUUAUGUUUGAUGCAGCGCGGGC